AUGUCGGCGGACGGCUCCGGCGACGGCACUGACGACGACGACGAUGCCGACGCCGCCGCCGGCCGCCGCUGUGGCUCGGCGAUGUACCUUGCGAUGUGGGCAACGGCCGGCGCGCCGCGAGCGCUCCCACUGCUCCACGUCCCACUCUUUGACGGCCUGCUCCUCUCGCCGGAGCCGGUGUACCUCGACGCACCGGGCGUCGAGCUGGCGGUGGCGGUCGACGGAAGCGUGCUAGUUGCGCGUGCACCGUGUCGCGGCGCCACCGCCCUGACGGUUGUUGUCUUUGGCCUUGGCAGCGUGCUGGGCUCGGAGCUGCCAGCGCGCGGUGCGCUCGAUCUGGCGGCAGCGGUAGCGGUGGUGAGCCACGUGGCGCCGCGCCACGUCGAGAUCGUCGUCUCGCCUACGGCGCGGAUCGUGGCCUUUGUCGCCGACGACGCCGUGAGCGUGGCGACGUGGCCGACAGCGCGCGGCGGCGUCCUCGUUGACACAGCAUGGUCGCUCACCACUGUGAUGGCGCGGGUAGCGGCGAAUGUGCCGGAUCUGCAGACGCGCACAAUGGCGCGCAGCGCCUGGCGAGUUCUCGGCUUUGACCCCGAGGCCGGCACAAUGUUCCUCGCGCUCGCGCUCGACGCCAUUGGGAGCGUUGGCGCCCGGCCGCGGCGUGUGGUGUACGUGGCGCUGCUCGCGGUCUCGGCAACGGCUCUCGCACCGCUGCAGCUGGUCCGCCACACACGCCCGGUCUCAGCCGACACGGCAGGGCUCGACCACGUGCUCGACCUCGUGCCCCGGUACCUGAAGGCCAUCGGGGCGGUGCCGGCCGAGCUCGAGCGUGCCUGUCCGGAGAUGCGGUGGUCGUCGCCCAUCCGGUCUACCCAUCCGUUGGCAUUAGCGUGA
This is a messenger RNA of Thecamonas trahens ATCC 50062, 894 nucleotides long. RefSeq lists its product as uncharacterized. Bases 1 to 894 code for a protein of 297 amino acids. The transcript has 2 exons. The record is from RefSeq and is a predicted model, not a curated record. NCBI's taxonomy places the organism in Eukaryota, Apusomonadida, Apusomonadidae.